CCAGGACCUCCAUCUCUGCCGACUCUUCCUACUACCACCUCCUCCAUCCCCACAGACUGUUCCUACAACCAGGACCUCCAUCUCUGCGGACUCUUUCUACUACCACAUCCUCCAUCUCUAGGGAACCAGGAUGAAUGUCCGCAAUUUGAUCUCCCCCCUGGUCAUCAUACGCUUCUUUGAGAUCUUUCUCUCCUGUACGGCCUUCAGCUUGGUGGCCAGUGCAGACUCGUACCAUAACCAAUUUGGCGCCUGGAGCAUGUUCACAUGGAUCUUGUCCUUCAUUGUGACCAUUUUAAUUGUUGUUCUGGAGUUGACUGGAUUCUACAGCGCUAUUCCCAUAUCCUGGGAGGACUUCACAUCGUUUUUCUCUAUGUUGGCCUCGCUGAUGCUCUUCACGACCUCCAUUAUGUAUCCUUCCAUCUUCCUACAAGGUGGUUGCAGUGGGUACAUAUGCGCAUGUCGUGGAGCCGCCACCGCCAUGUCUAUCCUGGGCUUCAUAGCUUACUCUAUGGAGGUGGGCCUCACUCGAGCAAAACCUGGGGAGAUAAGUGGGUUUCUAUCCACUAUUCCGGGACUCUUGAAGGUCUUUGAGGCCUACGUGGCCUGCAUCAUCUUCUCCCUUCUUCCUACGGGGCUUUCCGGACAUCCUGGACUUCAGUGGUCUGUGGCGGUGUACUCCAUCUGCUUCAUCAUCACUGUACUCAUCAUUAUUCUAACCAUCGGUCGUCUCUUGGCAAAGUUACCCAUGAAUAUUGAGAAAUUCCUCAUUGGUUUCAACAUUUUGGCAGUGGCGAUGUACCUCACGGUGGUGGUUGUAUGGCCAUUGUAUUUUUUCAGGUUGUUUCCAAACAGGAACGGGUGUGUGAGUGUUUGUCCCUACGACAUAGGAGUUGGCAUAACAAUCCUGACCUGCAUUAACCUUAUAGCAUACAUCGUGGACCUGGUGUAUUCCGUCAAAAUGGUCUUCUUCGUAGUCCAAGCCUAGACUGUGAGGGACGUUCUCUGAAGGUGCCCAUACACCUUAUACUAGUGCUUGCCGGCUCUCAGGUGUAUAGUGGCCUCCCAAUUCUCCACCAACAGAUGAUAUCAGUGCAGAGGUUUCUGCCCCACUUGGGGCCCCUAAUGUUGUGGUCCCUCGGAUUUCCAAAUAGGGCUAUUUGUUGAUGUAUAAUGCUAACUCGACCAUGAUGUAAUAAUACUUUACCGAGAGAUCUCCCCAUACACAUCAUAUAGGUCCUAAACUUGGCUCUGCUACAUCUGUGCACAGAAAUGUUUAUGCAUAUCCAUGUACGUGCACAGGAAAUGUAGGUAUUUUAUUUUAAUGGCUGCUUUCUUUCUUUUGUGCAGGAGAUGUCACAUUCUGUACAGCUCACCUCCACCAGUUUCUGUGCACGGGUCCACACUCGGCAAAGUGCUGAUAUUCACUGCAGAAGAACAAACGAUGAUCCGGCACCAGAUUUAACAUUUCCAGCUUUAUUUUCUCCGUAUCAAAAUGAACAAACAUCACACAGUAAAACC
Hyla sarda is the source of this 1518-nucleotide messenger RNA. Its product is annotated as myeloid-associated differentiation marker-like. Gene Ontology annotation, cellular component: membrane. Lineage: Eukaryota; Metazoa; Chordata; Amphibia; Anura; Hylidae. The record is from RefSeq and is a predicted model, not a curated record. Bases 131 to 985 code for a protein of 284 amino acids. The transcript has a single exon.